Spodoptera litura is the source of this 5796-nucleotide messenger RNA. RefSeq names its product multidrug resistance-associated protein 1. Gene Ontology annotation, molecular function: ATP binding; ABC-type transporter activity; ATP hydrolysis activity. Gene Ontology annotation, cellular component: membrane. Lineage: Eukaryota; Metazoa; Arthropoda; Insecta; Lepidoptera; Noctuidae. Gene Ontology annotation, biological process: transmembrane transport. The record is from RefSeq and is a predicted model, not a curated record.
CACUUUUGUUGUCAUUUGAAAAAUAACUUUUACACUGGAUGCUUGUCAGUGCGGUAAUUUUGAAAUAAGUUUUUUAAGUUGGGAAAUAUUUAAUAAUGACCUACAACUCUUCACUGGAUAGUUUUUGCGGCUCUACUUUCUGGGACAGCAACCUGACAUGGUACACAGACAAUCCGGAUUUUACUCCGUGUUUCCAAAAGACAGUUUUAGUAUGGGUACCAUGUGCUUACAUGUGGUUGGCAGCCCUGGUCGACAUCUACCAUAUAGUUAGCAGCAGAGAAGGCAAUAUACCAUGGAAUAAGUUGAAUAUAAGCAAGCUGGUUAUAGCAUUAUCCCUAGUUGUAUUACAAAUUCUGAAUCUAAUCCUAGUAACAUAUGCGUCUUCAAAAGAAGAAAAUAAAAUAUAUGAUGCAGAUUUUUAUGACCCAGUUCUUAAAUUGUUGACUUUGAUGUUGUGUAUAACGAUAAUAUGCUACAAUCGAAAAUAUGGCGUAAUGACGUCAGGAGUGCUGUUUAUAUUCUGGUUACUUCUGAUCCUGGCUGGUUUACCACAACUGAGGACUGAAAUAGUGAACUACGACCCAAACAACAGCGGGUAUGCACGAUAUACAUUUGCUAGCUAUAUCGUGUACUAUACGCUUGUAAUAAUUAUGUUCAUAUUGAGCUGUUUCGCUGAUUUACCGCCCAAAGAUACUCCUUAUACAUACGACAAGGCCCAAUCUCCCGAGAAAAGAUCGAAUGUGCCUAGUGAACUCACAUUUAGCUGGUUCGAUCCACUAGUCUUAACGGGCUUCCGAAGAACUCUCAAAGAAGAAGACUUAUGGCCGUUAAACCCGGAAAUGACUUCUAAAGAAGUCGUCCCUAGGUUUGAGAAAUACUGGCAGAGAGCUACGCAAAAACAGGCAAAGUCUGCUGACACAAAUGCCUCGACUACUGACGCUACUGCUCCCAUAAAUCAGAAGCAAUCAACCAAACCGAUAUCGAUACUACCAGUGUUGUGCUUAACUUUUGGAUACCAGUUUUUGUUCGCCGUAUUUCUGAAAAUUAUCCACGAUUUACUCAUCUUUGUUUCGCCCCAAUUACUUGAACAUAUUAUUGGAUUCAUCCAAGGCGACGAUCCUGUAUGGAAAGGCUAUGUCUACGCAGUCAGCAUGUUCUUAUGUUGUAUCGUACAAAGUCUGUUCCUUGGACAGUAUUUCAUAAACUUAUCCGUAAUAAGUAUACAAAUCAAAAAUGCACUCUGCAGCGUUGUGUAUAAGAAAGCUCUUUCUUUAUCGAACGCCGCUCGAAAAGAGUCCACUACAGGAGAAAUUAUUAACUUGAUGUCUACUGACGUCGAUAAGAUUUGCAACUUGACCUUCAUAAACAUGAUAUGGUCUGCACCACUGCAAAUUGCAUUAGCCCUGUACUUCCUAUGGGGAGUCCUAGGGCCCUCUGUGAUGGCCGGUCUAGCUGUCAUUAUCAUACUAAUGCCCUUCAACGGGGUGCUGGCAGGAUUCCAAGAGAAAAUGCAAUCUAAAUUGAUGCUUUACAAAGACCAAAGAAUUAAACUAAUGAGCGAAGUGCUUAAUGGGAUUAAGGUACUCAAAAUGUACGCCUGGGAAGAAAGUUUUGAAAACCAAAUUUUGAGGAUAAGGAACAAAGAAUUGGCUGUUCUAAAAAAGAUCGCCAUCCUUACUUCAUUUAUGAUAUUCAUAUGGAUAUGUACACCUUUCCUCGUAUCAUUGAUGUCAUUCACAUGUUUCGUGCUGGUAAACGAUACAGAAGUAUUGGAUUCUAAACGCGCAUUCGUCGCGUUGUCCCUUUUUAAUAUUCUCAGAUUCCCUAUGUUCAUGCUGCCUAAUGUGAUAUCCGAUAUUAUACAGACUGCAGUGAGCUUAAAGAGACUGAACAAAUUUUUGAAUUCUGAAGAAUUAGACGACAACGCAAUAGAACACAACCCAGAUGAGAAACACCAAAUCGUGGUAGAAAAUGGUCACUUCACAUGGGGUGAUCAUGAAUCUAAAGCAGUUCUCAAGAACAUUAACUUACAAAUACCUCGCGGAUCACUCGUAGCUGUUGUUGGCGGCGUUGGUUCUGGUAAAACAUCUUUGGUGUCUGCCUUAUUAGGAGACAUGGACAAACUUUCUGGACGUAUAAAUAUAAAAGGCAACAUUGCAUACGUUUCCCAACAGGCUUGGAUUCAAAAUGCUACACUACAAAAUAACAUUCUAUUCGAUCAGCCACUUGACAAGACCAAGUAUAAUAAUGUUAUAGAGGCCUGUGCCCUAGCGACAGACUUAGAAAUACUCGCUGGAGGUGACCAGACUGAAAUCGGAGAGAAAGGUAUAAACCUGUCUGGCGGACAGAAGCAGCGCGUGUCUCUGGCGCGCGCGGUGUACUGCGACGCGGACAACUACUUCUUGGACGACCCGCUCAGCGCCGUCGACUCACACGUCGGCAAGCACAUCUUCGACAAGGUACUGGGACCCAGUGGGCUGCUGAAGAACAAGACGCGGGUGUGGGUGACCCAUAACGUGUCGUACCUGGCGCAGACGGACCUCGUGGUAGUGCUGCGCGACGGAGAGGUCUCGGAGGCCGGCUCCUACCAACAACUGCUCGAGAAGAAGGGCGCCUUCGCUGAGUUCCUACUGCAUCAUCUUAGUAUCGCAGAAACGUCUUCAGCAACGCAAGAUUUGGAAGGCAUCAAGAACGAUUUAGAGAACAAACUUGGGUCCGAUUUUCAACGAAAGUUACAACUGGCAAGAUCUUUGUCUUUACGUUCGGCCGCUUCAGAAGCCGAAGUUUUGGAAGCAGGCGACCACACUCAAGAUACUCAAGCUAAAGACAAGGAAGGCGCCACGGAAGAUGAAAAGGCGUUUGAUCAACUCAUUGAGGACGAAAAAACUGAAUCUGGAAAAGUGAAAUUGGAAGUGUACAUGCAUUACCUAUCAAAGGUCGGAAUUAAAUCAGCCAUAGCAACAGUUAUUAUGUACAUUGUACUACACACACUACAAAUCAGUGUCAACUUCUGGCUGGCGAUAUGGUCCAACGACGACAAAAUGCUUGUGAACGGCACCGUAGAUACACAACGACGAGACAUGUACCUCGGCGUGUACGGCGGCCUGGGAUUCGGUCAAGCUCUAGCGUCCCUGUUCACGGAUCUAAUGCCAUUCCUGGCAUGCUGGAGAGCGGCUAAGAUAUUACACGCACUCAUGUUGAACAACGUGCUCAAGUCUCCGCUGCAGUUCUUCGAAGUCACUCCCGUCGGCAGACUGCUGUCACGCUUCUCCAAAGAUGUUGAAACUGUUGACAAUUCUCUAUCCUGGGAGAUCUCGAAUACUCUUAGUGGAAUUUUUGAGGUCAUAGGAACUGUCUUUGUGAUAAGUUAUUCCACACCCAUGUUCAUGAUCGUGAUACUGCCCAUCGCAGCGAUGUACUACAUGAUACAACGGUUUUACGUGCCGACCACUCGCCAACUCAUGAGGAUCGAAUCAGUCGCGCGCUCACCAGCGUACUCCCACUUCAAUGAGAGCAUUUUGGGUGCGACAAUCAUUCGGGCUUUUGGCGUCAAAGACAGGUUUGUCAUAGAAUCCCAACAGAAGGUAGACUACUAUCAAUCAGUACAUUACUUGAGUAAAGUUUCGGACAGAUGGCUUGCGAUCCGACUAGAGACAGUCGGCGGUUUGAUUAUAUUCUUUGCUGCGUUAUUUGCUGUCAUGGCAAGGGAAACUAUUAGUCCUGGAUUAGCUGGUCUCUCUAUCAGCUAUACUCUUGAAAUUACGCAGACAUUGAGUUGGUUGGUCCAAAUGAUGUCUGGAUUGGAGACAGACAUCGUAGCAGUCGAGCGAAUGAAGGAAUAUGCUGAGAUUAAACAAGAAGCGGCGUGGACCGUGGCGAACGGUCCCCCUGCGGAGUGGCCGGCGACGGGCGCGCUGCAGCUGGAGCGGCUGACGCUGGCGUACCGCGCCGGCGCCGAGCCCGCGCUGCGCGAGGUCACGUGCGCCGUGGCGCCGCGCGACAAGCUCGGCAUCGUGGGCCGCACCGGCGCCGGCAAGUCCACGCUCACGCUGGGGCUCUUCCGCAUCGUGGAGGCCGUGGGCGGGCGCAUCCUCAUCGACGGCCUGGACAUCGCCGCCAUGGGCCUGCACCAGCUCCGCUCCCGCAUCACCAUCAUCCCGCAGGACCCCGUGCUCUUCUCCGGCACGCUGCGCAUGAACCUCGACCCCUUCGAGACCUUCUCGGACGAGGACAUCUGGCGCGCGCUGGAGUACGCGCACCUGAAGCCGUUCGUGCAGGGGCUCCCGGCGGGGCUGCGCCACGAGGUGGCGGAGGGCGGCGAGAACCUGUCGGUGGGACAGCGCCAGUUGGUGUGCCUGGCGCGCGCCCUGCUGCGCAAGACUCCACUGCUGGUCCUGGACGAGGCCACGGCCGCCGUGGACCUGGAGACGGACGAGCUCAUACAGAAGACGAUCCGCUCCGAGUUCGCGGCGUGCACGGUGCUCACCAUCGCGCAUCGCCUCAACACCAUCAUGGACUCCACCAAGGUCAUGGUCCUCGAUAAAGGACAACUCGUCGAGUUUGCUCCGCCAGAACAACUGCUGAAGGAUAAAAACUCCUUAUUCUAUAGCAUGGCCAAGGAUGCUGGAUUAGUUAACUAACUUAUUUAAUUGUACACUUCUUCUAUUUAGCAGCUACCUGUGAUAAGUGGUGCUAACUUGUUCCAAGUGAUAUGAUAGGUGCAAUUAUUCGAUAUAAAUUGUAUUUACUUACCAGCAGUAUUGAUGAGGUCUUAUUGAACAUUAAUUUUAUUUAUACAUGGCUGCAUUUAAAUUAUUAUGUAUUUUUAAAUCGGAAAACUGCGUUGUAAGAGCAAUGUUCCUGUAUUGAUAUAAGACAAAAUUAAGUUUAAACAUAGCAUAGGUUAUUUGAAGCAUCUCAUAAUGUUUAAGGAGGUGUCUAGACGAGCCUAGUGUGUGCACGUGUACUUAGUUGUAAGUUUGAAGCACGAAUUAGUUAAGCACUGACUGUAGUUUAACUCGUAGUAUUGCAGUUAUUUGUGAUUUGUACUUAUUUACAUUGAAUUAUUGAGAUUCAAAUAAUUAGCUAACUAUCAGCAUUCGAAUUUUUACUUUAAGUAAGUUCUUAGACAAACUAAAUGUCGAAUUAUUAUUUAUUUCACAAAUUAGUAUUACGUUGUGAGUAGCAAAAUGCGACUUUUAUACUGUUGUUAAAUAAUUUUACAAUAAAAAUUAAGAUUUGUUGAGAUUUGAUAUCUAUUUCAGAAUAAACAUUUUGGAACAAAUUAUUUUUGCUAAAAAGGGGAAAAUUCGUACUUAAAUAAACCGCUAAAAGUAAACCCCAGGAAAUAAUAAAUCUUAUGUAUGUAUGUGGAUUAAUAUAAAAGCCCUAAUUUCAUUUAAUACAACACCACCUUCAGUGGUUAAUAGUGAAUAUUUAAAUCCAAACUGUUAUAGCGGUACAUAAUAUUUGACGGCUUUUAUUAGAAAAAUUAUGCAUUAUUAUUUAUUUAUUAGUCUUAAGGUCUACAAUUAAGAAAAUAAAUUAAACAAACUGAAUAUUUAAGUUAUUGAUUGACUAAUGUGUGCAGCUUGAUGAUUUUUGAAUCUCUGUCCAUAUUAAUUACUUGUAACCUAUAACAACAGUGUUCAUUUUGAAUGGUUUUCCAGAAAAAUAUCAAAAUAUUUAAAAGACUACACGCCUAGGUACCUAUUACAUUAUCAUAAGUGGUUGUAACUGCAUUCUGUAAAAUAAACUUUUUACCUUUUGACAUAAAUAAAUAUUUUUCGGACAAUA